Exophiala spinifera is the source of this 360-nucleotide messenger RNA. RefSeq lists its product as uncharacterized. Bases 1 to 360 code for a protein of 119 amino acids. The record is from RefSeq and is a predicted model, not a curated record. The transcript has 2 exons. NCBI's taxonomy places the organism in Eukaryota, Fungi, Ascomycota, Eurotiomycetes, Chaetothyriales, Herpotrichiellaceae.
AUGCCUGUCCUCGACAAACUCGACAAACUGAUCCAUCCGAAGAAGGCGUCAGCAGAGGCACCUCCAACCGAGGACCAGGCACCACAGCCCACUGCGACUGAGGUCCCGGCUGCGGCUCCCGCGGUGGAAGCCACGCCGCACACCGACGAGCCCAAGCGCAGACAAUCACUAGUCGACAAGAUCCUCCACAGGCGCUCGAGCAGUGCGGAAAGGAAGACCGAAGCCACAGAAACAGAAGAAGGUGCCACCAAGAAGGAGAAGUUUCAUUGGCCUCACCUGGGGGGAAAGGGGUCGGCGAAAGAAGAGAAGAAGCCCGAACGUGAAGAGCCGGCUGCUGAGGGUGUGGUCCCGGCUGCAUAG